Tigriopus californicus is the source of this 1374-nucleotide messenger RNA. Its product is annotated as solute carrier family 35 member G1-like. Gene Ontology annotation, cellular component: membrane. The record is from RefSeq and is a predicted model, not a curated record. The transcript has a single exon. NCBI's taxonomy places the organism in Eukaryota, Metazoa, Arthropoda, Copepoda, Harpacticoida, Harpacticidae. Bases 197 to 1336 code for a protein of 379 amino acids.
GAAAAAGAGAGAGAGAGAGGGAGAGAGGGAAUAAAGGUUCAAGGAAGGCAUGCUUGCUGUUAGGCAACGAGGCUCUGAAACAUCACAUGAUUACGAAAUGUUCCGAUUUCAAAACCUGUUUCAACUGAAGCGUUGAUAACCCAACCAUUAUUUUCGUUCAGCUAACUUGAACUUCAGUGAGUACCCAAAGACGAGAAUGACCUCAAAUGAAGUGUUAAUCACCGAUUGCGAAGAGCCUCCGGAACGUCAUGGCUACACGCCCAUUCCAUCGAGUGAUCCCGCUCCCGAGGACGAACAACAAACAUCCCUAAGCCGGGUCAGUCUCUGGCUAGAGCAACACCCCACAUUCAAACAUGCCUUGGGCCUUUCUUUGGCCCUCGUCUCCGGAUUGAUCUUCACCACCAGUAGCUUCCUGAUCAAAUUCUUCAAUGUGGAUUCAGUGGAGGCCGUCACUGUGCGUUCAGUAUUACAAACCCUGGUUAUGGCCUCGGUGGUCAAGUUGAAUGGAUUCAAGUUCUGGCCCAAUGAGCCCCAUGUUACCAAUGGAGUCCGAGCUUGGCUUGUGGUUCAAGGUCUCUUGGGAGGAAUCAUGGUCAUGUCAGGAUUUGUCUCCUUAACCCUUAUACCUCUGGGCGAUGCCCUCACGUUGUUCUUCUCCAGUCCCGUAUUCACGUCCAUCUUCAGCCAUAUUGUAUUGGGCAACCGUCUCAAGCUCUGGAAGUCCUUCUUCAUUACCCUCCUCAUUUGCGGCGUGAUUUUUGUUGUGCGGCCGCCCAUGAUUUUCCCCCCUUCCCAAACGUUUCAUUCGCGACGUCGCCGCAAUGCGCACGAAAUCACUCAACCUCACGAUUCCACUUAUUAUUUGGGAGCCGGUUUAGCCUUGAUGGGAUCCAUUCUUGCCGGGGUUUACAGCGUCGUUAUUAGCGGGCCCCUUCGCGAUAUCAAAGCAUCGGUCUCUAUAUUCUACGUGGGAUUGAUGACCUUUUUUAUUGCCAUCUUUGGUACGGAAUUGGACGAUAAACAGAGGAUAUUUUCACCGCACAUUGGAGAGAUUACUUUGGCAGAGUGGGGUGCGUUGUUUUUGAUUGCAGCAUUGGGGGUGGCUGCCUACUUUUGUGUGACAUCGUCCCUCCAAUUAAUCGAACCGACUAUUGUGAGUGUGUUGCGGGCUUUGGAAAUAGUGUUUGGAUUUGUGAUUCAGACCUUCAUCAUGGGUCAUCAGCCUUCUGAACUGAGUGCAUUUGGAGCGGCCUUGGUUCUCAUUUCAGUGAUUAUGAUCUCGUUAGAAAGGCCCAUUGUCAGAUUGGUGCCCGUGUCAGUGCGACGCUGGUUGUAGCACGAUGAAGCACAAUAAAAACACAUGUCAAGAUUAAA